GUCAGGCGAGGGCGGGGCCGCGCCUCGGCCUCUGCGCUGUUGCCCCCGGCUGCAAAGGCUCUGGCGGCUGGGGGCUAGUGCACCGGUUGGUUGCGGGGCGGAUCCUCGAGAGCAGCAGGGACAUGGACACAUUCAGCACCAAGAGCCUGGCCCUGCAGGCCCAGAAGAAGCUCUUGAGCAAGAUGGCAUCCAAGGCCAUGGUGGCGGUGUUUGCAGACGAUACGAGCAGUGAGGUGCUGGACGAGCUGUACCGGGCCAGCAAGGAGUUCACGCGCAGCCGCAAGGAGGCACAGAGGGUGGUGAAGGACCUGGUGAAGGUAGCUGCCAAGCUGGCUGUGCUGCUGCGGGCUGGGCAGCUGGGUGGCGACGAGCUGGCACACCUUGGCCGCUUCCGCAGGCGGGCGCGCAGCCUGGCCAUGACUGCGGUCAGCUUCUACCAGGUGGACUUCACCUUUGACCGCCGUGUGCUGAUCGCCGGGCUGCUGGAGUGCCGGGACCUGUUGCACCAAGUGGCUGGUGCCCACCUCACUGCCAAGUCCCAUGGCCGAAUCAACCACGUGUUCAGCCAUUUUGCCAAUGGGGACUUCCUGACCGCGCUUUAUAGCCCUGCUGAGCCCUACCGCUCCCACCUGCGGCGGAUAUGCGAUGGGCUUGGCCAGAUGCUGGAUGAGGGUGGCAUUUGAUUGCCCGAUACCACCCAGGGAUGGGGGACCAGCACCUUCUUCUCUCUGGUUCAUAGGACUUGGGCCAAACCGCACCUAUGGAUUCAAACACCAGCGUGGCCUCUAGGUUUCACAUCCUGCCCCUGCCUCCUCAUCCUGCUCCUUCCCGCCCAGUGUUGUCUUGUUCCUUUUAAUUCUUCUCUUUGAGACCCAGUCUUACUCUGUAGCCCAGGAUGGACCAGGUGGGACUUCUGUGUAGCCCAGGCUGGAUUCAAACUCUCAAUCCUCCUGCCUCAGCAUCUCAAAUGCUGGGGUGACAGGCCUGGACCACCAUGCCUGCCCAUCUGGACACUUCAUUCCUUCAAACAAGGUCACUGAAAACUAGGAGAAAAGGGAUGUGGUCAACUGAAUUGUGACCUCCCCCCCAGCUAUAUUCACAAUUGAAUCCCUAGGGACUCACAAGUGCCCUUUUUUGGAAAUGGCAACACUUGUAGGUGGAAUUUCUUGCAUGACGUCAGAGCAGCAUGGGACAGACAUGGAAUCCCACAUGAACAAGGACCUUAUGGAAGAGGAGAUGUGGACACAGGCACAUGGGGUGAGGGCCACGUUAAGCUGGAGGUGGAGAAGGGGCGGUGCUUCCACAGGCAGAGGAUCCUCAGCCAUUGCUGGACCUGGCAUGAGUUCUCCCUGAGGCCUUGCAGGGAGCCAACCUGGCAGGGACCUUGGCUGCCUUCAGAUGGCCUCUCAGGCCUGCACCCACCUCACUCAUAGUCUUCCACCCUCAGAACAGGGACAAAUGCUGUUCUGACCCCAGGAAAGGAAGGAGUGGAGCCCGGAGGUCAGUGUGGCCCUGACAGCAAGGGGGCCCUCAUGUGACUGGAAAUGCAAAGCCCUCAGUGGGGGAAUUGGUUCCAACCCUGGACACUGCCAUGUGGCCAGUUCCCAGUGCCUGCUGGGAGCCAGGGACAAGACUCCUGAGACAUGAACAUGUUAAAUUAUCAUUUUUAUAAUUGAAAAAUCAACUUUCUCUCUUUAAAAACUUUUGAGAGAUAAUGGGCACACCAGUACCUCUUAUUGCUGUAAAUAAACUCUAGACACAUGUAAUAAA
Jaculus jaculus (lesser Egyptian jerboa) is the source of this 1770-nucleotide messenger RNA. It is a transcript of the gene Tnfaip8l1, whose product is annotated as TNF alpha induced protein 8 like 1. The record is from RefSeq and is a predicted model, not a curated record. Lineage: Eukaryota; Metazoa; Chordata; Mammalia; Rodentia; Dipodidae. Gene Ontology annotation, biological process: negative regulation of TOR signaling; regulation of apoptotic process. The transcript has 2 exons. Gene Ontology annotation, cellular component: cytoplasm. The coding region runs from base 123 to 683 and encodes 186 amino acids.